AUGGCUCAGCUUUUAAAGUUCAAAUUAAUAGAAAAUCAAAGAGCAAAGGAAGAUCCUGAAUUUUCUUCAUUCUUGCUUGCUCUUGGAAAUGAUGAGGACCCUGAAUCAGAAGUAAUUAAAGCUGUUUUUCCAGAAUUUAGUACAGAGUUCUUUCCAAAUAUUGUUCAAUGUGUUAUUGCAGUUGGACAAUAUAAGGGGAAUCAUGUAUUUAUACCUCGGAUUAAUUUGCACCCUUCUGCUUCAGCAAAAUAUCCAUUUCAAUUUGAGAGGAAACAAUUUCCAUUGAAGCUCAGCUUUGCAAUGACAAUAAAUAAAUCUCAAGGGAAAACUUUAAAUCGAGUGUCUGUGUAUCUUCCUUGUCCUUGUUUCUCACAUGGACAAUUAUAUGUUUCUCUUUCACGUUAUAAAAAACAAAAAGAUGUUACGGUUUUUGCAGCUCGACCUCCUGCAGAAUUUGCUCCAACAUGUACUAAAAAUAUAGUUUGUUAUGAAGUGUUAAGACUAGCUAGAAUUAUUAACCCAGCUGAAGUUUUAUGA
Molecule: messenger RNA, 537 nt
Organism: Chenopodium quinoa (quinoa)
Lineage: Eukaryota; Viridiplantae; Streptophyta; Magnoliopsida; Caryophyllales; Amaranthaceae
Product: ATP-dependent DNA helicase PIF6-like
Exons: 3
Coding region: 1-537 (178 amino acids)
Source: RefSeq, a predicted model, not a curated record